Molecule: messenger RNA, 2013 nt
Organism: Phyllotreta striolata
Lineage: Eukaryota; Metazoa; Arthropoda; Insecta; Coleoptera; Chrysomelidae
Source: the annotation of a GenBank genome assembly
AACGUUUAGACAUUUUCAGGAGUACCUAUAUAGGUGUCUGAAAAGGCGUAACUAGAAAAAUGUUCAAGUUGUUUGUGUUUAUCAUUAUUUCUGUAAUUUGUGUUGUCAGAGCACAUGAUUUGGAAUUCAAGUAUCAUUCGAACGAGGAACUGAGCGAUGUGUUGAAAGGGUUCGCAGAAAAUCCCGCUGGAUCGAACUUGAGGAGAAAUUUGUAUAAUAUAGGAUUGUCUUCGGGAAGGCCAAAGAGCAAUAUCAAACCAUCUCCGCUUUGGGUGCUCGAAUUAACAGCUGCCCCAGAAGGAAAAAUCGGAGUACCAAACAUCAAGCUCGUAGGAAAUGUGCAUGGUACCGAAACAGCCGGCAGGGAGGUACUCUUGCAUUUUAUUCAAUAUUUGAUAGACGAGUACGGUACCAACGAGAAGAUCACCUGGUUGCUGAAUAACACUCGCAUCCACAUCGUUCCCAGCCUGAAUCCGGACGGAUUCGCCGUAGCCCAACCGAAUAACUGCUACGGAUGUUCCACCUGCCUGGGCAUGGGUGUUACUGAUCAAGACAUCCUCAUCAGCAGCAAUUUUCCGGACUAUUUCCACGCCAACGAGGUCCUGGAACACGCCGCUGAAACCCAGGCCGUCAUGAAGUGGAUGAAGGACGUCAAAUUCGUGCUUUCUGGGAGCUUUUUUGGAAGCUUCGUUGUGGCGAUUUACCCUUAUUGCAACAAAAAUGAGACUUUUACCGUUAAUCCAACCCCAGAUGACGAUGUUUUCCAGCAUUUGGCUAGAACUUACGCAAAAAAUCACGUAAAUAUGUAUAAAGGAGAGAGUUGUCCUAAUUCUAAGAAGAAGUUCGUUGAUGGCAUUGUUAAUGGUGCAUCAUGGCAAAAUCAUGAUGCCGAUAUGACGGAUUACAAUUACAUUUUCCGGGGUUGUAUGGAUGUCCGUUUCGAGAUAUCCUGCUGUAAAUAUCCACAGAGCGAAGAACUUGAAAAUAUAUGGAAUGAUAACAAAAAUGCUUUGGUGGAGUAUUGUUUCCAAGCCAAUCGUGGAGUUACUGGAAGAAUUUUAGAUGCAGAAACUAACGAUCCAGUCGAGUCGAACCUGAUGGUGGUUGGUAGGAAUAUGGAAUUCCAAAAUUUUCCCCAAACAGGAGAAUUCUGGAGGAUAUUAUUACCGGGCGACUACACCUUAGAGGUCAAAGCAAACGGUUAUUACACCCAUAGACAAAAUUUUACAGUCAAAGAUUACGGACAAGAUUUCCCUAUUCUAACAAACCUUACCAUUUACCUCGAAAAUUCGACAAUUUCCACUACUACAACCACAUUAUCAACCACUACUGAAACAACUACUAUACAACCUAGCACUUCUGUUGCAACAUCUGCAAGGACCUCUACAAAUCGUACAACAGCCACCGAUAUAAUAACCCAGAAAAGCACCAUGAAGAGAAUACUAACGAAAAAAACAACGAUAAUGGAGAAAGAAAACGUAACGUCGAUCGAGCCGUUACAAAUAGUAAAACAAAAUAACAGUGGUUAUUAUCUUGCACAAAACGAAGCGUUAUUUGUGACUAUCUUAUUGCUUCCAAGAUUGAUAUAACGAGGAAAACGGAAUGGAAACGAAUAAAUUUAGAAAUCUCAAAUGACGAAUGCGACAGUUGUCUGAUUUAUUUAUUCAGGGUAUCAACUCGAGAGAAACUUUUAUUUUUCUGUAGAUUCGUUAUUUUAAACGACGUAUAUUAUAAUAACAGUACUUGUUAGAGAUAGAUUGAGCGGAAUUAUUCGAAAUAUUAUCUUCAAGUUUUUCUUGUUUGAUCCCCUUCGGAAAUUAACAAUCUAUAUAGAUGCGCCUUAAUAGCAAACAAUUGUAAUAUCAACUUUUAAUUAAUUGUUAUUCAUACAAUUUUUAUAUAAGUUUAAAUUUGUUACACAUAAUAUUAUCUGUGAUAUGUAAAAAUGGAUUUUAAUUAAUCUUAUAAACUUACGGGUGUUCUGUAUCAGAAUCAAAAGUAUCAAUAAAAUAG